Molecule: messenger RNA, 591 nt
Organism: Euleptes europaea (tarantolino)
Lineage: Eukaryota; Metazoa; Chordata; Lepidosauria; Squamata; Sphaerodactylidae
Gene: PRR29
Product: proline rich 29
Exons: 6
Coding region: 1-591 (196 amino acids)
Source: RefSeq, a predicted model, not a curated record
AUGGACUUGGGGUCAGACGGAGAUCCCGAGGGGAAACAAGGCAUGGCUUCACUACCAGUCCACUUCAUUCAGCAACCAGUUGCCCAAGAGCCAGAGGUGACAAUUCUCCAGCAGAUGCCCUGGAUUCCAUCUUCUCUUCCUCAGUCCAACAGAGGAAGCCAAAUCAGGGAAGAUUUGAUGGAGCUAAUGAUGAUUCAAAAUGCCCAGAUGCACCAGGUGAUAAUGAAUAACUUAGCCAUGUCUGCACUUGCCUACUUUGGAAUCAGCUCAGCUCAAUCCGAUGCCCAGGUCACCCAUCUCCCUUGGCAGGUAGAAGACGAUGAAAACGAUGACCCAGAAGCCCUCGUUUUCCAUCACCAUUACGCUCCCUAUCCUAACCCUGUGCUUUUCCCAGCAUGGCAGCCCCAGCCUCAGUCAUCAGCUUGGCCGCAGCCGUCCAUUCGCCACGUGGGCCCAGAUCCUCAGCCCGCACCAAGACACGAUGAUAGUCAAGUGGUCCCUCCGCCCCCACCACCAAGCGCAACUGGAACCGUGACGGCUAAUGUCCCGCCUGCAUCAGAAUACUACGACUUCACCCAGGGACGGUUUUGA